AUAAUUGCUUCACUCUUCAGCGUUAGCUGUAGAUAUUUAAUUGUUGGAGUGUGGACACAAUUCCCACCUGAAGUCUGAUUAUAAUACAUCUCCUAGAAGUCUUAGAUGGAUCAAAUCUGUUCCCAUUACAAAUGUUAUUGGGAGCUACUCCAAUUCACCUGUUGCAGAAGAAAUCCUAUGAAUAAAGGAAGUCAUGUUCAUCACGGGAAUCAUAGGAAUAUUAUUAUUCUGAAGACUAAAGGAGAUAUCUAUGAGCCUAUGAUGGCCAAUGCUCAUAAAUCCUUGCCAGAUCUGAAAGGCAAUCCAGAAUCAAUUCUGAAUAAGGGUCAUUACAACUCCAGGAGGCUCUGGUGGUAAGCUAGAAAGAGGGUGAUCUGAAGUUCAUAGAUCCUUUGAGUCAUGUACACAAACCUAAUUUUUUUGAGAACCUUGGCCAUCCUCAUGCUAUUUGGCUAAUUGUCUACCUGUCUAAUAGCAUGCCAUAUGCUGAAGGUAUUCUUACUGCGUAUCAUUGAACUCUUCUCUCUCUCUCUCUCUCUCGCUCUCUCUCUCCCCCCUUUGUCUGCUCUGCUACUAAUAUCUUGUCUUUUAUGCCAUUGUGCUAGAUAGCUUAUAGCUGGUUAAACAUUUAUAAGGAUUUUGUUACUCCUUAAUUUGAAAUUAAUAGUUACAUGUAUUACUUAAGGAUGUUUGUUGAGGAAUACUCUGUAAUAUUAUGAUUAAAUUUUCUAAUUUGUCAGUACCUUAUAUUAAUUGAUGAGGAGAGGAUUGAAAAAUUAAAUCACUAGCUUUUAUAGAGGGUUUUUUUUUUUUUUUUCUUUUUUUUUUUUGGGUAAUAUAUUGGUCCAUUCUUGGUCCCAUUUUGUCAACUUAUUUGGCUUAUUUUAGGCAAUAUAAGUUCUGACAUACUUAUAAAUAAGUUUUGAUGUAGUGAAAAUAAGGUCUUAAAAAAUCCAUAAGUUGAAUAAAACAUGGCCUUAAGAUAUAAACUAAUUUGGGUCGUAGGGAGUAUCCUUGGUGCAAGCACAAACAUGUCUUUUUCUUAUUUUUGGGAUAGAUUAAUUAUGCAGUUGUCAUUAUAUUUUUAUAUAAGCAAGCUUUGGUCUUUGGCGAGCUAUGUUUUUUUUUUUUUUUUGGGUGCCAACCCAUUCCGUGGAAGUGAAGAUCAAUAGUAGCAGCAAAUGUGCUUGGCAGUAUGUGUAUAUGUAUGUAUGCGUUUUGGUUUUUUAAAACGGUUUAAUACUAGAAAAGAAUACAAACACAAACGAUUGCUUUUAGGGUAAUUGACUUGAGGGUACCAAUGUAAAAUCUGAAUGACUGAAAUACUUUGAGUAUAUUGAUGGUUUGGAUAUUACUAUGUAGUAGUUAUCAUGUGCUAUUUCUGAAAGAUGAGCCGCACUCUCUUUACUAUUCUUCAUCUCCCUUGGAUAAUUGUGAUAAAUUAGUUUUGUUAACAGCAUUGAUUUGAAUGACUGUAUGUGGAAGUACGAGCUAAUGGACUUGCAGGACAAAAAACAACUUGUACCAAACGUAGAUUUGGUAUGGAGAUGAAGAUGGAGAUGGUGUGUUUGUUUGUUAACCACCUGAGUCAGUGAAGAUCUUACCUUCCUUUUUCAUGUAAAGCCACACGUGAAGCUUUGAAAGCUUCUGUGUACCCUUGCUUGAUCCAGGCUGUUUCUUUUAUUGAAUAGAAGUGCAACAACUGAUGCACAAUGUGAAGCGACAGUGUUAAAAGUAGUAGUGCAACCAACAUCCUUUUACUGCAUUAAAGGGAGCGUCGCCCUAAGAAGCAGAGCUGGUUAUAAAUAAGUGUCAGAAGCAGAGUUGUGAAGCUUUAGACGAUCACCAAUUUUACCCUACAGCCUACUAAAAAAUACGACAGUGAUUUUGCAACUUUUGAGUUGGUUGACAUAGGACGAUAGGAGUGUAAGGAAUUGAGGUGUCAUUUGGUUCAAAUGGGAAUUAGAAUUUCCAUAAAUUAUUUGGUUAAAAACCAGGGAAGUAACUUCACAUGGGAAAGACUACUUACAUAAGGGAAUUAGGUAAGUAAAUUCUUAUAUUUUGUGGAAAGUGUAAAUUCCUAGGAAGUUUCACUUCGCCAUUUUACCAAACUUUUGUCAAUCAAACAGAACCCCUAACUUGUGCUCUGUAAUUCCUUAAAAGUCUCACUUCCCUUUUAUUUUGAUGUCAACCAAACAUGUUAUGGGUGUUGUACUUAGGGACCAACUCUAGGGACCUGUCCAACCUGAGUUGGUUGCUGGGAUUCUCUAUUCCCUCAAUCCUGUGCUUCUUUGUAUUCUUUAUGUUUGGCAUCAUACACAUUAAUAUGAAGGAAUAAUUAGAGUAGCAAUAUUUUUUAAAUUGAAAAAUGAUAAUUUCUACUUUAAUUAUUACUUUAAAUAUUCUCUCCUCUUUUUUUAAGUGUUACGUAUUAUAUAAGGCUUUUUUUUCCUUUAGGCCCCAUCAUACCCAUCACUUAAUAUAUUCUACUUUGAAAAGACGGUGUGAAGGAUAUUCAAAGAGUGAUAUUUGUGUUACGUUGGCUCUAAUACCAUAUUAAAUGAUCAACUUAAUUAAAAAUGUAAGCGAAUGGUUGAACCACAUAAUCGGUUUGUAUACUUUAUUUAUAUUAUAUAUAAUGGCAGAAAGAAGGUAGAGCACUGGAUUACUGGUGUAGUAGUAAUUAUGAAGAAAGUAAAAAAAACAGUGAAAGCAAAGAUAUAAGGCAUAAAGUUAGGGACCAUUGAGGUUAGUGAGAGUACCUCAUCCGUUACGAGUCCAAGAUCAUCAGAUACAAAUUAAAAAGACCACACUCAGACGCAAAUUGAUGUUUUGACACUUGCUUUUUCCAAACCUUUCUUUUCGCUUCCAAUCCAAAAUCACGCAAGAUUACAACUUACUUCAAUCAUUCCUUUUUAUUUUGUAGUAUACACAUUUUUAAUAAUGAUCAUAAAAUAUUAUAUGCAUUAUAGGAGUGAUAAGCAUUUUUUCCUUCUCUUCUUUCUCCACGGAAUCUCUGCUGCUUAGCCUGCUUUUAGACAUUUACCACUCUUUCCGAUUCUAAAUACUCUUCUCAUUCUGACAAUGCAUGUUUGUCAAUGUAUUAUUCUAACAAUAAUAAUUUAUAGUUACAUACUAAUAAGACUAACAUGACUAUAUUAUCAAGAUUUCAAAUAGGAAGAACAAAAAGGUUCGAAAGAAAUACAAGUACGAGUAUUAAAUAUACGGUAUACUCUCGUCCUAAAUUCUUCAGUCUAUUAAAAUUGCAUUAUAAUGUAAUUGACAUUAGAAAUAUGGAGCAAUUUUUUUCUUGGGUUGCUAAAUAUCUGAAAUUAAAAAUAAAAAGAAUUGUCAGUAAAUGCUCCCUUCACAAUCUGAGCUGAAGCAUAAAAUUAUAACUCUACUCGCCAAGGAACGUAUAUAUUCUCUUAAAUACGAGUGAGUACUUAUGAAGAGGGGGGGUUGAGCUUUACCAAUACCAGUAGUAGUAGUUGUUCCUUUUUAUAUCUAUGUUCUUGUCUUUCUCUUAAUUAAUAAUUCUUCUACUUAAAUAGUUGGUUGUACUGUGAGUUGUUGCAAAUCAAUCAGCUAAAGAUUAAAGACGAAAAAAGGGUAGAUUAAUUGUUGUUGGAGAUGAGUAAAGAGGUAAGAGUGUUGUUAGUAAUGGUGGUAGCAGCCAUUUUGUUAGGCUGCAGCUGCAGAUGCAAUGUGAAUGCAGGAAACAUCGAAAAGGAACAAUCGGCAGUGGGGGAUCCAGGAAUGAAGAGGGACGGACUGAGGGUUGCCUUUGAGGCCUGGAAUUUUUGCAAUGAAGUUGGUCAUGAAGCCCCUGCCAUGGGUAGCCCUCGAGCGGCCGACUGCUUUAAUUUCAUCCCCAAAGCUUCUAUCAGCAACAAAAUCCAAAGUGCAGGAAGCAAUAGGUCCUUUCAAAUUCAGCACAAAGUGACAGAAGCACACAACAAGCUCGGGGUGGGAAAGCCUUUUCCAGGGUUGACAGCAGAAGCUCUGACUAAUGCAGAUCUGUAUGCAGCCCAAAAGGAGCUAUAUUUGGGAAGCUUAUGCGAGGUUAAAGCCGAAGCCGAAGCCCCGUGGCAAUUCUGGAUGGUUAUGCUGAAGAAUGGCAACUUUGACAGUAAUUCAGGUCUAUGCCCACAGAAUGGGAAAAAGGUUGGUCCAUUUUAUACACCUCCAGGCAGGUUCCCUUGCUUUGGAGCUGGGUGCAUGAACCAACCUUCCUUUCACCAUAACCCAACCUCCUUGAGGUUAUCUCAUGCUAAUGACUCUGAUAUUGCCACCAUGACGGGUGGCUUCCGGGGUACCUAUGACUUAGAUUCCGAUAUCAGCGAUGUCGUGGACGUGGGCGUGGGAGUCUCUUAUUAUGAAGUUACUUGGAAGAAGCAACCUGGACAGGGGAGCUGGUCUUUCAAGCACAAGCUUAAAACUUCCAAAAAGUAUCCGUGGCUUAUGCUGUACCUCAGGGCUGAUGCAACUCAAGGAUAUUCUGGAGGUUAUCACUAUGACACCAGAGGAAUGCUCAAAAUUCUUCCAGUAUCCCCAAACUUUAAAGUGAAAAUGCAUUUGGAUAUAAAGCAAGGCGGAGGAGCAAAGAGCCAAUUCUACUUGAUUGAUAUCGGAAGCUGCUGGAAAAACAACGGAAAACCAUGCAAUGGGGAUAUGCUCACCGAUGUUACUAGAUAUAGUGAGAUGAUCAUUAACCCUGAAACCCCCGCGUGGUGCAGCCCUGCUAGCAUCAAGUCCUGUCCACCCUACCACAUUACUCCCAACAACACCAAGAUUCCCAGGAAUGACACUGCCCACUUCCCCUAUGGCGCCUACCAUUACUAUUGUCGACCUGGGAAUGCCGAGAACCCUGAGCAACCAUCUGACUCAUGUGACCCUUACAGCAAUCCUCAGUCACAAGAGAUACUCCAGUUGCUGCCUCAUCCUAGCUGGGCUGAAUAUGGAUAUCCUACCAAGCCAGGCCAAGGAUGGGUUGGCGAUCCUACUACUUGGGUGUUGGAUGUUGGCGGCCUUUCUAGUAGGCUCUACUUCUAUCAGGACCCUGGUACACCUCCGGCUAAGAGAGUAUGGACCUCAAUUGAUAUGGGUACGGAAAUUUUUGUCAGUGACAAAGAGGAGGUGGCAGAAUGGACAGUCAGUGACUUUGAUGUCAUUAUCACUUGAUAAACAGGAGCUAGGAAGCUUCAAAGGCUUUGUGCGAUGGCAACGCAGGGUGUAGAGUGAGAAUACCGUAGGUAAUAUAUUAAGUGCAAUCCACAAGCCAUAAAGGGCAGGUUUUCACCUGUCAUUUGACACAUGAAUCUACUGUGAUCUGUGGCCAUGCCUUUAAUUGUAAAAUUGACAGAAAUGUGUCUUGUUUCUCCACUGUGAGCAUUUCUUCAAUCUAAAAAGGAGAUUUAGCAUCUGCUCUUUUAUCCAAAUAUAUACUCAUACCUUUUUAUUA
This is a messenger RNA of Chenopodium quinoa (quinoa), 5464 nucleotides long. RefSeq lists its product as uncharacterized. The coding region runs from base 3634 to 5184 and encodes 516 amino acids. The transcript is spliced from 4 exons. The record is from RefSeq and is a predicted model, not a curated record. Lineage: Eukaryota; Viridiplantae; Streptophyta; Magnoliopsida; Caryophyllales; Amaranthaceae.